Molecule: messenger RNA, 10320 nt
Organism: Coregonus sp. 'balchen'
Lineage: Eukaryota; Metazoa; Chordata; Actinopteri; Salmoniformes; Salmonidae
Source: the annotation of a GenBank genome assembly
GUAACGAGCCUCGGGUUUGAUUUGAUGAACACGGAAGUGAUACUGGAAUUCAUGGGAUGGGAAAACAAAUCUUUACUGCACCGCCUCAACGUGUUAAGACAGUCAUUACCGAUUCGUUUCAACCGUGCACAGUCUUAGUUUACGCGCAUUCUGUUAUCUUGAAUUAACCGUAAUUCUUUCUAGCUCUGCUGUAGACUAGUUGAGCACAAUGAACAACUGUAUUGUUAAUGUGAUAACACUAUGCAUUGUAUUGCAGGUGAAUUGCGCUUUGGAUUUCGACAAAACGCGCACGACAUAUUCUGCGAAGGUGAGUGAAAUAUCUUUACAUUUAUUCAAAUGUUGUUCAUUAACCUACUCAAUUCAUUAUGUAUAGUACAGUAACAUAGACUAUUCAAUAUUCUUGCACAGAUCUUUGGGUUCUCAUGGGAGAACUGCGGUAAGCCGGACGACCCAGCGGUUCUGAAGAUCCUAGCCCUGUCCCCGGACCCCAUCACAGUUCCAGGGGACCUGACGGCCAGUGCAUCCGGGACCACAACGGUCGAGCUGGCCGCUCCCCUUGCUGUGAGUACAAGGCAUGCACCAAGGGUCCUCCUCAAAUGCUCAAAUGAGAUCUUGAAUGCUAUUUGAUUACUAACGAAGUAUACUGAUUUGUUAAAGUAGCUAGUGAAUUGAAUUAACCAACCAUUAGCUUUCGAGGUAGGCAUAUGGUAUUGCCUGUCUUUAACACAUGUAUAUACAUACUCCUCUGUUACCAUAGCCGCAGGAUAUAGGGGUGCUAAGGGUGCUGCAGCAACCCCUGAAAAAUCAGAAGAAAAUAUAUAUAUACUACCGGUCAAAAGUUUGGACACACCUACUCAUUCAAGGGUUUUUCUUUAUUUUUACUAUUUUUUUGUGCUGUAGAAUAAUAGUGAAGACGUCAAAACUGUGAAAUAGCACAUAUGGAAUCAUGUAGUAACCAAAAAAGUGUUAAACAAAUAAAAUAAAAUAUAUUUGAGAUUCUUCAAAGUAGCCACCCUUUGCCUUGAUGACAGCUAUGCACACUCUUGGCAUUCUCUCAACCAGCUUCACCUGGAAUGCUUUUCCAACAGUCAUGAAGGAGUUCCCACAUAUGCUGAGCACUUGUUGGCUGCUAUUCCUUCACUCUGCCGUCCGACUCAUCCCAAACCAUCAGGGGAUUAUGGUGGCCAGGUCAUCUGAUGCAGAACUCCAUCACUCUCCUUCUUGGUAAAAUAGCCCUUACACAGCCUGGAGGUGUGUUGGGUCAUUGUCCUGUUGAAAAAGAAAUGAUAGUCCCACUAAGCCCAAACCAGAUGGGAUGGUGUAUCACUGCAGAAUGCUGUGGUAGCCAUGCUGGUUAAGUGGGCCUUGAAUUCUAAAUAAUCACUGACAGUGUCACCAGCAAAGCACCCGCACACCAUCACAUCUCCUCCAUGCUUCACUGUGGGAACCACACAUGCGGAGAUCAUCCGUUCACCUUCUCUGCGUCUAGCAAAGACACGGCGGUUGGAACCAAAAAUCUCAAAUUUGGACUCCAGACCAAAGGACAGAUUUCCACUGGUCUAAUGUCCAUUGCUCGUGUUUCUUGGCCCAUGCAAGUCUCAUCUUCUUAUUGGUGUCCUUUAGUAGUGCUUUCUUUGCAGCAAUUCGACCAUGAAGGCCUGAUUCACGCAGUCUCCUCUGAACAGUUGAUGUUGAGAUGUGUCUGUUACUUGAACUCUGUGAAGCAUUUAUUUGGGCUGCAAUCUGAGGUGCAGUUAACUCUAAUUAACUUAUCCUCUGCAGCAGAGGUAACUCUGGGUCUUCCUUUCCUGUGGCGGUCCUCAUGAGAGCUAGUUUCAUCAUAGCGCUUGAUGGUUUUUGCGACUGCACUUGAAGAAACGUUCAAAGUUCUUGAAAUGUUCCGUAUUGACUGACCUUCAUGUCUUGAUGGACUGUCAUUUCUCUUUGCUUAUUUGAGCUGUUCUUGCCAUAAUAUGGACUUGGUCUUUUACCAAAUAGGGCUAUCUUCUGUAUACCACCCUUACCUUGUCACAACACAACUGAUUGGCUCAAACGCAUUAAGAAGGAAAGAAAUUUCACAAAUUAACUUUUAAGAAGGCCCACCUGUUAAUUGAAAUGCAUUCCAGGUGACUAUCUCAUGAAGCUGGUUGAGAGAAUGAGACACAAGAGUGUGCAAACCUGUCAUCAAGGCAAAAGGGGUGGCUACUUUGAAGAAUCUCAAAUAUAAAAUAUAUUUGGAUUUGUUUAACCCUUUUUUGGUUACUACAUGAUUCCACAUGUGUUAUUUUAAUAGUUUUGAUGUCUUCACUAUUAUUCUACAAUGUAGAAAAUAGUAAAAAUAAAGAAAGACCUUUUGAAUGGUACUGUAUAUUACAAAACAUUUGUAUUUAUUUUUUACCAAAGCAGUGCACUGAGCCUUUACUAGUCCUGUAUUAACGGACCGAUAUAGACGUCUGGGGGCAAAAAAGGUAGUUAUAUAAUUAAGCACCACCCCAAAACUACUUCCCGCGACUAUACAAUACAUAAAGAAAUAUAUAUUUUUGUCAUUUAGCUUUUAUCCAGAGCGACUUACAGGAGCAAUUAGGGUUAAGUGCCUUGCUCAAGGGCACAUCGACAGAUUUUUCACCUAGUUGGUUUGGGGAUUCGAACCAGCGACCUUUCAGUUACUGGCCCAACGCUCUUAACUACUAGGCAUAUUCAGUGCCUUUGGAAAGUAUUCAGACCCCUUGACUUUUUCCGCAUAUUGUUACGUUACAGCCUUAUUCUAAAAUUUAUUAAAUAAUUUUUUUCUCCUCAAUCUACACACAGUACCCCAUAACAUGAUGACAUGACAAAGUGACAAAGUGAAAACAGGUUUUUUGAAAUGUUUGCUAAAAACAUCAACAGAAAAACCUUAUUUACAUACGUAUUCAGACCCUAUGGGCCCUGUGUAGCUCAGUUGGUAGAGCAUGGCGCUUGCAACGUCAGGGUUGUGGGUUCGAUUCCCACGGGAGGCCAGUAUGAAAAUGUAUGCACUCACUAACUGUAAGUCGCUCUGGAUAAGAUCAUCUGCUAAAUGACUAAAAUGUAAAUGUAAAUACUCGAAAUUGAGCUCAGGUGCAUCCUGUUUCCAUUGAUCAUCCUUGAGAUGUUUCUACAACUUGAUUGGAGUCCACCUGUGGUAAAUUCAUUUAAUUGGACAUGAUUUGGAAAGGUGCACACCUGUCUAUAUAAGGUCCCAUAGUUGACGGUUCAUGUCAGAGUAAAAACCAAGCCAUGAGGUCAAAGGAAUUGUUCGUAGAGCUCAGAGACAGGAUUGUGUCGAGGUACAGGUCUGGGGAAGGGUACCAAAAAAUGUCUGCAGCUUUGAAGGUCCACAAGAACACAGUGGCCUCCAUCAUUCUUAAAUGGAAGAAGAUUGGAACCACCAAGACUCUUCCUAACCUUCCAGAAGGACAACCAUCUCUGCAGCACUCCACCAAUCAGACCUUUAUGGUAGAGUGGCCAGAUGGAAGCCACUCCUCAGUAAAAGGCACAUGACAGUCCGCUUGGAGUUUGCCAAAAGGAACCUAAAGGACUCUCAGACCAUGAGAAACAAGAUUCUCUGGUAUGAUGAAACCAAGCUUGAACUCUUUGGCCUGAAUGUCACCUUCCAACAGGACAAUGACCCUAAGCACACAGCAAAGACAACGCAGGAGUUGCUUCUGGACAAGUCUCUGAAUGUCCUUGAGUGGCCCAGCCAGAGCCCGGACUUGAACUUGAUCGAACAUCUCUGGAGAGACCUGAAAAUAGCUGUGCAGCGACGCUCCCCAUCCAACCUGACAGAGCUUAAGAGGGUCCGCAGAGAAGUAAAGGGUCUGAAUACUUAUUUAAAUGUGAUAUUUCCAUUUUUUGUAUUUAAUAAAUAUGCAAAAAUGUCUAAACCUGUUUUUUAUUUUUCGUUAGGGGUAUUGUGUGUAGAUCGAUGAGGUGAGAAACAAUGUAAUACAUUUUUGAAUAAGGCUGUAACGUAACAAAAUGUGGAUAAAGUCAAGGGGUCUGAAUACUUUCCGAAUGAAUAGGCUCUUUGUGUAUAAAAAUGGUCACAAUCAAAGCUAGUUUGACACACUAUAGUCCUACUAAAUAAGAGACCAUCAAUUCCUCCUGAAAAACUUACCAACAGGGAAUUGAAAGCUGUUACUUUGCCACAUCAGUCUGUAGGCCUAUUCAGACAUGUGAGAGCCUAUUCCACUUUGUCUGUGUGUGUCUGUUGGUGCUUCUGGGUGCUUCUGGGUCCUGUGUUGUUAAACAGGUAGAAACUUGCCUGUGGGGAGGUUUGUCUGACUCACGACACGGAUGAGCUUCAUGUGAGCAGCUCACCACAUAAACCUCUGCUCUGCUGCACCGGUGGCCCAAAUAGAUAUGAAAUGUACAGUAGACUUCCUGAUUCAAUGCUCACCCUUACAAUGCAGAGUUCACAAGAGAAGGAAUGGCAUUUGCAGUGGUGAUGGCAGUGUUCUGUUCAAGAAUGCGCCAAUGUAAUGUUGCGUUAUGAACGUUUUUGCAACAGACAGCUUUCACAUACUGGACAUUCAGUUGUUCCCAACUUCUAUUGGUUUAGUUGAUGCAAUGCAGAGAAGACUGACUUGACUGUUCUUCCUGGAAAUCAAUCACCUAGAUCAGUGUCAGAUUAUUCCUUUCCUUCCAUGGCAAUAGCCUACCCCUGAUUCUCUCUUAACAUUGGUGACAUCAUUGCAAGGGAAGAAUAGAACCGUUUCUGCUUUGCUGGAAACAACUAGGGUGCAUUGUACAAGUCAAGAAUAGCCUGACAUUCGUUGGUUUUUUUUUAACACCACAGUACUGGACCUAUUUUCUCCUCUUAGGUAACUUGACCAAGCCUGGCGGUACGUCUGUCAAGAUAGUUUUAUUGUCAUAACCCAUGGAUUAUAUACUUUGUUUUUCAUAACAUCCCAGUUAACUAUUUAGGAUGCAAAUUGGCCAAUCAAACGUUGUAGAGUAGUUGAAUAACAGCGUUUUGUCCUUGUGCUGGCCUACAUUGUGGAUAGGCAUACUGUUACUGUAGCCCACUGUUUUUCCAGACAACCCAGUUAACUGGCCCUAUAUAUUUCUCUCCUCUUAGGUGAACGUGACGCUGGAGAAGGAGGUGGCAGGGUUCUGGGUCAAGGUCCCGUGUCUGGAAGAGAUAGGGAGCUGCCACUACACAGACGGCUGUGACCUGCUCAACCAACUGAUACCGCCCGGAACGGACUGUCCUGAACCUCUACACACCUACGGCAUCCCCUGCCACUGUCCCUUUAAAGCUGUGAGUCUAUACUGUAGUUCAUAUCCUGCCACUGUCCCUUUAAAGCUGUGAGUCUAUACUGUAGUUCAUAUCCUGCCACUGUCCCUUUAAAGCUGUGAGUCUAUACUGUAGUUCAUAUCCUGCCACUGCCCCUUUAAAGCUGUGAGUCUAUACUGUAGUUCAUAUCCUGCCACUGUCCCUUUAAAGCUGUGAGUCUAUACUGUAGUUCAUAUCCUGCCACUGUCCCUUUAAAGCUGUGAGUCUAUACUGUAGUUCAUCCCCUGCCACUGCCCCUUUAAAGCUGUGAGUCUAUACUGUAGUUCAUAUCCUGCCACUGUCCCUUUAAAGCUGUGAGUCUAGAUAUGUGAUGUAGAAAGAACGUGUUCCUCCAGUGGUUAACGCUUAGGCUACUUCCCUCUUUCAUAUCCUGUUCAGUGCAAUGUAGUGAAUGUCCGUUGACAGCACUCUUUGUUGUACAGCAGCUAGCCAAACAACAAAGUUCUAAACGUUCUCUGAAUGUUCUGAACAUUUGCACUGAACGUUCUGUUGCUCAGUACUCAUUCUGUUUUUCUCAAGGAUACGUUUUUCUGUUUACUCAAUGUCUUUUGUGUUCAAAUGACCUAUUUUCUCUCUCCUAAGGGUGCAUACCUUUCUAUACAGUAAAGCAUGCUUUACUCAGAGGCUGUAUCCCAAAUGGCUCCCUAUACUAUAUAUAUAUAUAUAUAUAUAUAGUACUUUGACCAAGGUGCACUACCCUUGAAAAGAGCCCAAUGGGCCUUGGUCAAAAGUAGUGCACUAUAUAGGGAAUAGGGUGAUAUUUGGGACACGGAGAAAGUGUAUUGGUUGAACCUCUAUUUCCUGUCUGUUCUAAGGGGGUGUACACACUACCAGAGUCAGAUUUCUACCUCCCUGACAUUGACCUUCCCUACUGGCUGACCAACGGACACUACAGAGUACAGGGAGUGCUGGGAGCUGUGGGGAAAGAACUGGGCUGCCUCAAAAUCACCUUCGCUGUCCACUCCAAUAACUAAACGGUGGGUAAAUCACCUUCGCUGUCCACUCUAAUAACUAAAACGGUGGGUAAAUCACCUUCGCUGUCCACUCUAAUAACUAAACGGUGGGUAAAUCACCUUCGCUGUCCACUCUAAUAACUAAACGGUGGGUAAAUCACCUUCGCUGUCCACUCUAAUAACUAAACGGUGGGUAAAUCACCUUCGCUGUCCACUCUAAUAACUAAACGGUGGGUAAAUCACCUUUGCUGUCCACUCUAAUAACUAAACGGUGGGUAAAUGUCCUUCUCUGUCCACUCUAAUAACUAAACGCUGGGUAAAUCACCUUCGCUGUCCACUCUAAUAACUAAACGGUGGGUAAAUGUCCUUCUCUGUCCACUCUAAUAACUAAACGGUGGGUAAAUGUCCUUCUCUAUCCACUCUAAUAACUAAACGGUGGGUAAAUGUCCUUCUCUAUCCACUCUAAUAACUAAACGGUGGGUAAAUGUCCUUCUCUGUCCACUCUAAUAACUAAACGGUGGGUAAAUCACCUUCGCUGUCCACUCUAAUAACUAAACGGUGGGUAAAUGUCCUUCUCUAUCCACCCUAAUAACUAAACGGUGGGUAAAUGUCCUUCUCUGUCCACUCUAAUAACUAAACGGUGGGUAAAUGUCCUUCUCUGUCCACUCUAAUAACUAAACGGUGGGUAAAUCACCUUCGCUGUCCACUCUAAUAACUAAACGGUGGGUAAAUGUCCUUCUCUAUCCACUCUAAUAACUAAACGCUGGGUAAAUCACCUUCGCUGUCCACUCUAAUAACUAAACGGUGGGUAAAUGUCCUUCUCUGUCCACUCUAAUAACUAAACGGUGGGUAAAUGUCCUUCUCUGUCCACUCUAAUAACUAAACGGUGGGUAAAUGUCCUUCUCUAUCCACUCUAAUAACUAAACGGUGGGUAAAUGUCCUUCUCUAUCCACUCUAAUAACUAAACGGUGGGUAAAUGUCCUUCUCUGUCCACUCUAAUAACUAAACGGUGGGUAAAUGUCCUUCUCUAUCCACUCUAAUAACUAAACGGUGGGUAAAUGUCCUUCUCUAUCCACUCUAAUAACUAAACGGUGGGUAAAUGUCCUUCUCUAUCCACUCUAAUUAAAUGGUGGAUACAGGGAACGUAAUGUACCAUUCAGUGAACUGGUGUACUGACACUUCUUUAUUCUCAAGGGAACUUCGGCUUUCAUCUCUUCUCAUCAAACCGUCGAUUGAGAACUGGGCCUGUAUACACAGGAGUGUUGACUUAGGAUCAGUUUGACCGUUACGGUCUGAGGCGCUUUGUGGAUACUGGCCCAAACAAGCAGUAACUGAACUACUACUGUAGUUUAGGACACGAUUCAGUAGACUCACUUUCAGGGAAAACAGUUGAGUGAUUUGCAAGGCUACGUACAGGCUUCGUACAGGCUACGUACAGGCUUCGUACAGGCUACGUACAGGCUACGUACAGGCUACGUACAGGCUACGUACAGGCUCCCUACUGUACUGCUAUGAACUUGCCAUAACUAGUAUGAUUAUUUGUCAUAAUGUUUUACACUGUCUUUUCUUUUUUUAUACGGAAUGCUUUUUAUUCGAUUUCUUGUCAAGGGUGAAUGACCGUGGGUAUGCUUCUAUUGCUCAGUUGCUUUUACCCUAGGCAUGGUACUGUAUCUCCCGAGUGGCGCAGUGGUCCAAGGCACUGUAUUGCAGUGCUAGCUGUGCCACUAGAGAUCCUGGUUCGAAUCCAGGCUCUGUCGUAGCCGGCCGCGACCGGCAGACCCAUGGGGCGGCGCACAAUUGGCCCAGCGUCGUCCAGGAUAGGGGAGGGAAUGGCCGGCAGGGAUGUAGCUCAGUUGGUUGAGCAUGGCGUUUGCAACGCCAGGGUUGUGGGUUCAAUUCCCACGGGGGGCCAGUAAAAAGAAAAAUAUAUAGAUAUAUAAAAAAGAAUAAUGUAUGCACUCACUAACUGUAAGUCGCUCUGGAUAAGAGCGUCUGCUAAAUGACUAAAAUGUCAAAUGUAAAUGUAAUACUGGUCACAUGACUAGUAGUUUUCUACGGAUCGUAUUGCUACUUCUGUUGCUAGUGGUGACGCUUCUUAUUUUACAACCCAUGGGAAUAUGUUGUUCUUCCUGUUUAAUUGUGCAUUGAUCUGUUUUUUUUCUGAAGGUGUUUUAUUGUUGACAUGUUCAAAGUGCCUAAAUAGACCUGCUGGAAUUGGCGUAUACGGAUCCAGUGCGACUUUGUGACGUUUCAAAGGGAAAUGGCAUUAACACAGGCAAUCAAUUCCCUCCCUCGUAUAAUACCAAUAGGCUAAUCCCAUUCUGUAACCAAUUAAAGUGAUCUAAGAAAUGUAAAUGCACUUCCUAUCUUAAAUAAAAAUUCAAAUGAAAUGGUAAUCAACUAUAUAAGUUUUGCAUCUUGAUUAUUUAGAAAUUACGUGCUUACUAUUGUAACAAAUCACCAUUAUGCUGGUCAAUAUUUCACUGUAAUUAUUAUUAUUUUUAAAUAAAAUAAUAUCCUAUAUGUUGGUAAGUCUUUGUUUUCUGAAAUGAAUUACUGUAUUGUGUGAUCAGGAUUUGAACCUCUGCAGUUCCCCAGGAUGGCCACAGGAAAGCACUAGUGGUUAAAUGUUGAUUACUUGACAGUGGGUCAUGGGAGAUUCUGAGACUUAUUCCUGGUUUCAGUCUACCAACUUCUUUGGUAGUUUAUUGAAAAGAUGCCAUGCAAAUUAUGUGUAGUUCUAUGUGAAGUACUGUAAUUUGAUUACUUACUUUAACAUCAUGGUGCAAGAAAAUUAUAUUAUUAUAUUAUUAUAUUAUAUUAUAUUAUUAUAUAAAAUGGAGUGGGGAUUGUUAUGGAUAUCUUAGUACUAAUCUGUCUGACGUGUUGACCAGUCAGUCUGCAGAUGGAAACCCAGUCCUGGUACAAUGCUGCUCAGUCCAGAGUCCAGAUCACUCUUAUUCUCAACUUGACAACAUUCUCCUCAUUUCUGAUUGUCCAGGGUGUACUCCAAUUCACUUUACACUAACAGAUGUCCAGGGUGUACUCCAAUUCACUUUACACUAACAGAUGUCCAGGGUGUACUCCAAUUCACUUUACACUAACAGAUGUCCAGGGUGUACUCCAAUUCACUUUACACUAACAGAUGUCCAGGGUGUAAUCCAAUCACUUUACCUAACAGAUGUCCAGGUGUACUCCAAUUCACUUUGCACUAACAGAUGUCCAGGGUGUAAUCCAAUUGACUUUACACUAACAGAUGUCCAGGGUGUAAUCCAAUUCACUUUGCACUAACAGAUGUCCAGGGUGUAAUCCAAUUCACUUUACACUAACAGAUGUCCAGGGUGUAAUCCAAUUCACUUUGCACUAACAGAUGUCCAGGGUGUAAUCCAAUUCACUUUACACUAACAGAUGUCCAGGGUGUAAUCCAAUUCACUUUACACUAACAGAUGUCCAGGGUGUACUCCAAUUCACUUUGCACUAACAGAUGUCCAGGUGUUCUUGUGUGUCCUCUCUCUCUCUCUCUCUCUGUCUCUCUCAAAAUGUCUCAGAGCAGAUGUCUAAGUUAAGAGGCCUACGUACCCUCCCCUCAUGUCUAUACACUUCCUGUACGUACCCUCCCCUCAUGUCUAUAAACUUCCUGUACGUACCCUCCCCUCAUGUCUAUAAACUUCCUGUACGUACCCUCCCCUCAUGUCUAUAAACUUCCUGUACGUACCCUCCCCUCAUGUCUAUAAACUAUAUAUAUAUAUAGUACUUUGACCAAGGUGCACUACCCUUGAAAAGAGCCCAAUGGGCCUUGGUCAAAAGUAGUGCACUAUAUAGGGAAUAGGGUGAUAUUUGGGACACAGAGAAAGUGUAUUGGUUGAACCUCUAUUUCCUGUCUGUUCUAAGGGGGUGUACACACUACCAGAGUCAGAUUUCUACCUCCCUGACAUUGACCUUCCCUACUGGCUGACCAACGGACACUACAGAGUACAGGGAGUGCUGGGAGCUGUGGGGAAAGAACUGGGCUGCCUCAAAAUCACCUUCGCUGUCCACUCUAAUAACUAA